Molecule: messenger RNA, 987 nt
Organism: Vicia villosa (hairy vetch)
Lineage: Eukaryota; Viridiplantae; Streptophyta; Magnoliopsida; Fabales; Fabaceae
Product: protein SMALL AUXIN UP-REGULATED RNA 12-like
Exons: 3
Coding region: 245-688 (147 amino acids)
Biological process (GO): response to auxin
Source: RefSeq, a predicted model, not a curated record
CGACUUUUAAAAGAAAAGAUAAAAAUAUGCAAUAAAAAUAUUGGAUUGAUAAAUGACCAUGGUAAGGUAAAGAGUAUAUACAACUGUUACAUUUCUUCAAGAAACUAAACUGAAAAAAAAUAACAUACAGAACUUCUAGACUCUCCCGCGUUACUUAUAUUCAACAAAACAUCAUUCAUCAAAAACCUUCGAUUUCGAUCUCAUUCUCUUCUCUUCUCUUCAGUUUUUGAGGAAUUCUUCAAACAUGGACGAUGCUGGAGUCUCAAAAAUAACUGCCAAACUGAAGGAAAUAUUUCAGAAGUGGCAAACGGGUUCUAAGGAGUGCAACGAUGAAAAUUCGGGUGCGAAUAACGUUGGCAUAUCGCCGAUGAUUAACAAGAGGCUAAACAGUUUGAUGUACUGUGAUUCUGAUGAAGAUAGCUGCAAUAGUCCUAAAGGACCGGAUGAUGUUCCUAAAGGGUACUUAGCUGUUUAUGUUGGCCCGGAGCUUAGGAGGUUUAUCAUUCCAACAAGUUACCUUAGUCAUUCUCUUUUCAAGAUGUUGUUGGAAAAAGCUGCUGAGGAAUUUGGUUUUAAUCAGAGUGGUGGACUUACUAUUCCAUGUGAAAUUGAGACGUUUAAAUACCUUCUUAAUUGCAUGGAGAAUACUCAGUUUCAAGAUGAUGAUAACUCAUCUGGAAACACAUGAACUGUGGAAGAAUGAAUAAACUAAUCUGGUCUUUAUAGAGGUGGAAAUCACAGUGCUGGUUUCAAGUGUGAACAAAGUUUUCUCUUGAUUCCAUCAUUUAUUUAUUUAUUUAUUUAAUUUCAUAUGAGAAAUGAUAGAAUAACUUUGUUAUUACUUUGUUAGAAAUAUUAUUGUUUCCUAUACAACAAUUCAUUGAUCUAUACAAUGAUUGUAUUCUUUUUUAUGCUAUGAUAUUUAAGAACUGAAUCCAAUAUUGUCCUUAAUUCCUAAUCCUUGUACUUUUCCUUCUAAAUUCUGUU